CUAUCAUUUUCGUUCGCGUGUCGGGUCGUGGUCACUUGUGCAACAUAAUAGUUAGCUUUCAUAUUUGAAAGUUGAAGUGAAUUUAUAUUUUCAAAAUUAAUCAAAACUACUAAAUUUCAAUAUGAUACCAAAAUUUUGCAGAAUCUUUUGCUUGGUUUUCCUGAUUGGAGAUUUUCAUUCAAGUUUAUCCCACUUCGAUAACAAUAGACCAAAACUAUUAAAUUCAAAUAUAAACAAUGGAUCUAUCGCUACAUUGGAUGACGCACGACAUCAGGCGUCAAUACGUCUAGUUAACAAAGAUGUUACCUUCGGUGAAGGUCACAUUUGUAGUGGUUCUUUGAUAUCAUCACGAGUAGUUCUAACAGCUGGUCGAUGCCUUUUCAAUUCAGAUACCAAGACCACGCGUCAUCCUGCCGAAUUAAUCGUAGUUUUGGGUUCGAUUAAUCGAUAUCAGCGGACUGCUGAUACCGUGAUUUCUAGAAUCACGCAUAUUCGAUAUCCAUCAACCUUUGAUAUGGAAACAAUGAGUGACGAUAUUGGUUUAUUAUUUUUGAGUCAUGAAGUUCCCGAGAAUCAUUCAACUAUUCGACCAAUUGAAUUAAAUCGAAAAAAUAUCGAUAUCAAUAUGAUGCGAGGAAGAGUGACUGGUUGGGAACUAUCUAAAAAUGGUGACUUAUCUCAACAACUUUUAGUCUCGAAUGCAUCCAUUGUUAAUCAAACAAGCUGUGUAACUAAAGUCGAAGGACCUCAUAUUAGAAAUGGAAUGAUUUGUGCCAAAUACAAUCGAAUUGAAGGUAACCUUUGUCAAUCCGAUGUUGGGGCGCCAUUAGUGAAUGCUGGCAAACAAAUAGGAUUGGCAUCUUGGACAGCAGAUAGUUGUUCGACACAAAGUGACCAUCAACUAGCUUCUUAUACAGAUGUUGCACAUCACACCAAAUGGAUUCGAACAGAAAUGUCAGAUGGUAAUAAUACUGACAGUUCUGUUUGGGGUGCUCUUGGAUUUCUGGCACUUUCGUGGUUUGCAUUUAAGGACAAGCAGAAAUUAAGUUUCAGAUUUUAGACUUCGUAAUUUUUGUUUUCUGCCAAAUGAAUCUGAUUAGUGAUUAUUUAUGUUUAGUUAAUUUAAAAAAAAAAAAUAGAAAAUAUACAAAUUAAAAAAUAGUAAAAACA
This is a messenger RNA of Episyrphus balteatus (marmalade hoverfly), 1170 nucleotides long. RefSeq names its product trypsin beta-like. Gene Ontology annotation, biological process: proteolysis. Gene Ontology annotation, molecular function: serine-type endopeptidase activity. NCBI's taxonomy places the organism in Eukaryota, Metazoa, Arthropoda, Insecta, Diptera, Syrphidae. Bases 122 to 1060 code for a protein of 312 amino acids. The transcript is spliced from 3 exons. The record is from RefSeq and is a predicted model, not a curated record.